GGACGGCACAACGGCUCUGUGAAGACAAGCCAUGUUUAUACUAAUCUGCCGCUACAACCGUGUCUUUGCCUACCCCGGCGAUGACAUCACACUGUCCUCUCACCUCUCGCCUGAAACCAGCGCCGUGCCCAUGGAGGUCCGGUGGUUUCGGGGGAUGGAAUGCAUUUACCUGUAUAAAAACGGCCAGGUGAGCAUCGGGAAGGGCUACGAAGGCCGGGCGAGUAUGCUCACUCCAGAGCUGAAGCGGGGAAACGUGUCCCUGAUCCUGAAAUCCAUCUCGCCCGUGGACACGGGAAUCUACACCUGUCAGGUGCUUACUGGCCACAACAAGGUGGAGAAGUCGAUACAUUUAUACAUGUCUGGAAUGGAGCCACUUUCACCUGAUAUAAUAGGACCGAAGCUCACCGACCAGGACAGCGUGGACUUGGAAGAAUCUGUCGUCAUACUCGAAUUAAAGAAAUUAUUGCAGCAACGGGAAAAAGAGCUUCAAGAUAAAACCAAAGAGCUGGAAACCACGAGCGAAAUGCUGAAGACAAAGACGAGCCUCCUGCUGUAUACAGACAUGGAUUUGGAGAGUAUGAAUAAACUGGCAAAUCAGAACGAGGAACAUUUAAAGAACAUGAUGAGUGAGCUGAAAGCAUGUAAGAGACAAGUGGAGACUCUGGGACAAAAACUGCAGGAGAAGACCAUGCAGGUGGACGAGCUCCAGGCCGUUGUGAAGGACAAGGGGCAAAAGAAACAUCUGCAAGAGAACUGUGAAGAACAGCAUUUUACAGAGAAAUUAAAGAGCUCAGCACAAUACACCGCAGACCCAGAGGAACCUGCCCACUCCCUUGAGUUGAAGAUUCUGCUACAGAAGAAGGAAAAAGAGCUUGAAGAGAAAUCGAAGCAGCUGGAGAGCACAACAGCGGCGUUGACCAGGAUGACGCACCUGCUCCAGGAUAGAAACACUGAUGUGGAGAAUUUGACAAAAGAGCGAGACGAGUACGUGAAGAACGUGAAUGGUGAGAUUGAAAUGUGUUUACGGGAACUGGAGACCCUGGGACUGAAACUGCAGGAGAAGAACGCGGAGGUCGAGGAGCUUCGGGGCUUUUUAAAUUACAAAGAGCUAGAGCUGGAAAAGGGCAGUGAAUGUCAAGUAGGAAGUGGACAUGUGAUUACAGCAAAUCAAGCAGUCGGCGUUUCUCAUGAGCCAUUCGUCUCCGAGCUCCUGGAGAAGAGCGAUGACAUGCUGAGCAGGAUUUACCACAACCCAAAAGAGCAGCUGGAAGAAAUUGAAAGCUGGAUUUACGCAAAGAGAGAGGAGAGAAGGCUGAGAGAAGAGAAGGAGAGGACGGAACUUCUUGAAAAAGAGUUUAUCGACUAUGUCUCGGCGGUGAAAGAGCUGAUCGAGAAAAAGACCGAGAAGAUCGUGGCUUGGGAGCAGAUGAUGGCGGUGCUUAAGAAUAAGCUAGAGGUUGUAGAGACGGAUGAGGAAAGAGAGGCGCUAGAUAUGCAGUUACAGGAGGCUGUAGGAAUGCAGAAACAAGGUCAGGAACAGAUAGAGCGGCUAAGCAAAGGCAUCGAGGAGAAGAGGACUGGAAUUGAGGAGAAGCACAAGCACAUGAUGGAGGAGAUCAACGAGAGAUACAGCGCCGUGGCCAGGAUUGAAUCAGAAACGGACAUCCUGAAAUUCGUCCUACCUGACGUACAGACGUACUUUCGGAACGUAGCUGCAGACAUGAAGAGAACUUUGGAUGCAUGGAGACACGUCAUGCAAGCUUUCCAGAUCUCUGCAGACGCACAAACCACAGAUCAUACAAACGUGGAAAUCAGAGUUCAGAAAGAGAUCGUGGAAAAUCGAACCAACAGUUCGGCCGAAGAACUCGAAGUGGUUGGAAUGAGUUCGGCUAAAAGCAGUCCAGAAGUUAACAACAACUGUUACCAGACAUUUAUCCGCAAAGUAGACGCACGUCCACACAUAGCUGGAGAACCUUACGAUUCUAAUGGCGAGGACACCCAUUCGGAAGAUGAGAGCAACGAAACGCUGAAUAGCAUGCGAAUAAUUAAGUGGGAAACGAAGCAAGAGCAGGAAGAAGUGAGGGAAGUGAAUGAGUAUGAUGAAACAGGCGAAGAGGACACCGAGUAGACUUUCAGAGACAAAUCCCAGUCCUGGAACGUGAUUAGGACUGACACAAUAAUCAUUUUUUAUGAUGAUUCCCUAGCAAUAUCGCUAAAUAUUUUCUUCAUACUGUAUUUAAUUAAUCAAAAAGAAUUGUGUGGUGUGUGUGAUGUAUUUACAGGGUGUACAGGAUGUGAUCAGAUUGUGGAUUUGCCUAUGUUCACAUUACUAGCCUGAAGUGACUCAAUUCAGAUAUCUUUUACUCUAAUGUGACACAGAUCUGACUUUUAUUUUAGAGCUGUAUGAACGCACAAACCUGAUGUUUUUCAGAUCGGAUCUGAGUCACUUUUGUAUGUGGUUUCCGCUCGGAUAUACAGGUAUAUCUGUUACGCAGGUCAUGUGACUUGAGUGAGAACGGCCAGAUUGUGUGAAUGAGUGCUUACGGUAAUUCAUGACGCGUUUUAACCCAGACAGUGUGAGCAAAAACAUAUCGAUGUGUGCCGUUUCUGAGGACAGAGAUGUUCACGUUAGAGUCAGAUAUGAACCAUAAUGACACGCAACUCUAAAGAAGAAAAGAACAAAGAAACAAUUAAAAACGGAAUUGAGCAAGGUGGCUUGUAAUGUGAACGUAACCCCAGACUCCUGAACAGUGUUUAGAUUAGAUUAGAUUAGAUUAGGCACAGAUGUACAGUAUCUAUGUCAGACUUUUAGGAAUUUUUAG
Messenger RNA from Clarias gariepinus (North African catfish), 2822 nucleotides. Its product is annotated as golgin subfamily B member 1. The coding region runs from base 32 to 2128 and encodes 698 amino acids. The record is from RefSeq and is a predicted model, not a curated record. NCBI's taxonomy places the organism in Eukaryota, Metazoa, Chordata, Actinopteri, Siluriformes, Clariidae. The transcript is spliced from 8 exons.